CCGGAUCGCUCAGGGUGGAAAGGACGCAUCGAGGCCCGGUGAGUUUGGAAGGCCGGGUAGCGACCUUGAGGCGGCAAAGGAACGUGCGGCGGCCCAUUGCCUCAUUAGACGAGGCCGAUCCUGCAUGGAUGUUUCUUACUCGAGUACUAUUUCGAAACAGAAUUCCUGGAAAACAAUGGAUUGGUAAACACAGACGGCCAAGAUUCGUUAGUCCUUUAAUGAAGGCAAAUAUGAUUAGGAGACUUGAAAUUGAAGCUGAAAAUGAAUAUUGGCUAAGUUGUUCAUAUAUGACAAAAGAGCAGGAGUAUCGCCACGAUGAAGAAAAUGUAUUUGCAUUAAAGCAGCAAAAAAUAGCUGAACAGAAAGCAAAGUUUCCUGAACACAAGUAUGCUUCAGAAUAUCUGAAACAUCUUAACGUAUCCAAGAGAUGGGCAGAUUCCUGAUAUGUGUCCUUUGCCAUUCUAAUGGAUUUUAUGGAUUCAGUGGGCUUGCUUUUGGGGACAAUGUGAAACAAUGCCACAAAGUCAAUAAAUAUAUUCUCAUUUUCAAUCA
This is a messenger RNA of Crotalus tigris (Tiger rattlesnake), 552 nucleotides long. It is a transcript of the gene MRPL57, whose product is annotated as mitochondrial ribosomal protein L57. Gene Ontology annotation, biological process: mitochondrial translation. The record is from RefSeq and is a predicted model, not a curated record. Bases 129 to 443 code for a protein of 104 amino acids. Gene Ontology annotation, cellular component: mitochondrial ribosome. Lineage: Eukaryota; Metazoa; Chordata; Lepidosauria; Squamata; Viperidae. Gene Ontology annotation, molecular function: structural constituent of ribosome. The transcript is spliced from 2 exons.